AUGAAGAAUUAUAAACUUACUCGGGCUUCUGCUUCAGCACUUCACGAGUUAGACACAGCUCCACCAGAUGCAGAAAGUGGAAGCGGUAAUGGCAGUGGAGAUGGUAGUGAUAACGACAAAUCUGAGCCUAAGAAAGAAACACAAGCUGAUGAGACAUCUGGAAGUGGUGAUUCUGACAUAGACACUAAAGUUUUACAACAGACCAUUAUGAAGAUGAAGAAAGAGGGAUUACUGGAGGCACUCACAGGAUCAAUCAUAAACAGAGGUUCAUGUCCAGAUACAACAAAGCUCUCUUGCUUAAACCUUUUGUACUCAUUUUCCUGCAACAAUGAUGACGAUUGCUUCGAGAAUGGAAUGACGUGYUGUGCKACAAGAUGCACAUAUGGAAAAAAGAUGUGUGUCCCUAGAGUUUCAGCUGUCUGUCCCUUACGACCACCAUAUUAYCAAGGUUACAAGCCAUGYAAAGACUCAACUGAUUGCGGUAAAGGAGCUAUMUGCUGUUUAGAUAUGGCUGGAAGACACUACUGUAACACUGUUGUUGGGACAUCCAAUCUAAUUUAACUGCAAAAAUAAAUCAAGUAAAGUAUUUCAAAAAAGAUGCUGUAGAGAUCAAUGGAAAUCUAAGUGAAUGAAUAGAGAUCUCCGCCUAUAGAGAUAUGGCUAUUCAACAUCGAUAGAUUCCAUUUAUCAGUCAUUGGACAACCUUUUUUGGUAGAGAAYUAUCUACCUGGGUAGUAUGACAGGGAAUUCACAUAUAUUGCAAUGAAAAUGCUGGAGUACAAGAUUUGUGUCGGACAGAUUGGCUAAAGAACAAGCAACAUUGUCAAAACAAGAAAACCCACCAUACAAAGAGUAAUGACUCUUUAUUGAUGGCAUAAGAGUGCAUUGCAUAUUUCUGUGAAAUACAAUCUMAAAAGUUUCUAAAUAAUACUAAGUUCUUAUUUUAAAUAAGUGACUAUUUUGAUUAUACUUCAUGGACAUUGAAAUGCACAAUUUAAGUUACUAUUAUACUUAAAAAACUUUUGACUUCCCAGUGUGAACGGGACUGCUAAAAGCAGCGACACAAUUAUCAGAAUGAACCACUGAAAGGAUGUUCAAUUCACUACUAAGGAAGUAUUUCAGUAUUUCAUAGUAUUUUCUGAGAAAUAAUGAAAUAUCUUUUUCUCAAUAAAAUAAGAUAUAAAUACUACUUUAAUUUUAGACAUUUGAAAAAAUCAUAUAAUAUUUUAGCAUAGUUUGUCAUGUUAACUACAAUUUUAGUGAAAAUAGCAAAUGACAUCAUAUCUAUUUAGAAUAGUAAAUAGCAUUAACUACAUGAAAGUUUUUGAGAAAUACCUCACAAGUAAAUAGUUAUAGGAUUUCACAGCAAUUAGAAGCACAAAACUUAGAAAAGUAGAUGAAUCAAUUUACAAUUAUUGUACAAUUGUAAUUAUUUCAAUUUAUUAUGAAAAAGUUAUGUUUUGUAAACACUAGCGAAGUGAAAUCAAACAUGUAAAGUUGAAAUAUUUUACUAAUAAAAGUAAGAAAUAGA
Exaiptasia diaphana is the source of this 1531-nucleotide messenger RNA. RefSeq lists its product as uncharacterized. Bases 1 to 561 code for a protein of 186 amino acids. Lineage: Eukaryota; Metazoa; Cnidaria; Anthozoa; Actiniaria; Aiptasiidae. The record is from RefSeq and is a predicted model, not a curated record. The transcript is spliced from 4 exons.